Tripterygium wilfordii is the source of this 724-nucleotide messenger RNA. RefSeq names its product non-specific lipid transfer protein GPI-anchored 8. Bases 50 to 493 code for a protein of 147 amino acids. The record is from RefSeq and is a predicted model, not a curated record. NCBI's taxonomy places the organism in Eukaryota, Viridiplantae, Streptophyta, Magnoliopsida, Celastrales, Celastraceae. The transcript is spliced from 3 exons.
GACGCUGUCACCGAACAUACCCAAAUCAAAGCUGAAUCAUACCGGAGAGAUGGCUUUCAACAACGCCUACAUGUCCUUGAUCGCGGCGGUCCUUCUCUUGGCCACCGCAAUUAGCCAAACAGACGCACAACAGGUGGCAUCCUGUGCAUCGAAGCUGGUCCCCUGUGCGGAAUACUUGAACUCCACAAGCCCUCCUUCCAGUUGUUGCGACCCUAUCAAGGAUGCAGUCACUAACGACCUUCCUUGCCUCUGCAACCUCUAUCAAAACCCUGACCUGCUUAAAUCGUUGGGGGUUGAACUCGCUCAAGCCCUCGCACUCACCCGUGCCUGCGGAGUUAGUACUGAUAUCAGUGCCUGUAAUGCCACUGGUGGAGCAGCUCCGUCUCCUGUCGGCACUCCGCCGCCUCCGGUUCCUGGCAGCGAUGGAGGAAGGGUAGCGUGGACGGGAUUAUAUAGUUUGCUCUUCAUUUGGGUUUCAGUGAUGGUUUAUUAGGAUUAUCUAUGGUGUUCUUGAUAUAGUCAAGAGCAGAUGGACUUGUCACAUUAUACAUUGCUGAGAUCGAUCGCACAAUGUUAGAGAGCCGCGCCGGAUAUUCCGCAUUUAGAUGAUUUAUUUUUGUUGUGUCUUCGUUUGUAUCUUAUUGUUUGUGAGUUGUGAGAGUGUCUUAUUUGUAAUUCAAUGAGUUAUUAUUAUAACUUACCAUACUUAUUAUAAUUUUUGCUU